AUGAUAGCCCCGAUCGUCAAGGCGACGAUACAGUCGGCUGCUAUCAAUGCCGUAUCAAACGUCGUGGCACAAUUCAUUGCUGCUCAAAGGAUCAAGCAACCUCUGAUCAUCGACUGGAUCUCCGUCUUUCAGUUCUUCAUAUUCGGCUGCGCGUGCACGCCGCCAAAUUUCAUGUGGCAAGACUUUCUCGAGUCGUCGUUUCCAGGAUACCACAUGGCGCCGACGAGCGAGGCGGUGGCGUCGGCGGCGGCGGGCGACGACAAGGAGCUCGACCGCGAGGCGCGCGAGGGCCGCCUGGUAGAGCCGCGGCUCAACAAGGGCAACACGCUCGCAAAGACGCUGCUGGACCAGACUGUCGGCGCGGCGCUCAACACGCUGCUCUUCAGCACCUUCAUGCACGCCAUCCGCGACGCUAUGGCCCACCACCACGGUGCUCCGGACACCGGCGGCCUCGGCUUCCUGCUCGGAGGCCAGGCCAUUCGCUACGACAACGUCGGCUGGCUCGCUGUCUGGCACAAGACGCGCGCCGAGUUCUUCGGUAUUCUUGUUGCUGGGUGGACGUUCUGGCCGCUGAUCAGCAUCGUCAAUUUUGUCUUUCUCAAGACGGUCGAGGCCAGGAACCUCAUGGGUAGCUUAGCCGGCCUCGCUUGGGGCGUGUACGUGAGUCUCUUUUUGGGCAAGUGA
This is a messenger RNA of Lasiosphaeria miniovina, 684 nucleotides long. RefSeq lists its product as uncharacterized. The record is from RefSeq and is a predicted model, not a curated record. The transcript has 3 exons. Lineage: Eukaryota; Fungi; Ascomycota; Sordariomycetes; Sordariales; Lasiosphaeriaceae. Gene Ontology annotation, cellular component: membrane; cytoplasm. The coding region runs from base 1 to 684 and encodes 227 amino acids.